Molecule: messenger RNA, 9820 nt
Organism: Rhipicephalus sanguineus (brown dog tick)
Lineage: Eukaryota; Metazoa; Arthropoda; Arachnida; Ixodida; Ixodidae
Product: mucin-5AC
Exons: 9
Coding region: 523-4872 (1449 amino acids)
Cellular component (GO): chromocenter; nucleus
Molecular function (GO): chromatin binding; DNA binding
Source: RefSeq, a predicted model, not a curated record
UCUUCGUUCGCGAGUAAAACCGAAGUGCAUUGUGGGUAAACGAGCCAUGUUUUUGCGGUUGAAUGUAAUGUAGUACACGAAAGAGUAGCAAACAAGAUUUUGAUUAAUCCAUUUGUUUUCCCGUGUGAAGACAGUUUGGUGGAAUCGGUGGCAAGCGUCAAACAAGUCGUCCGGACACCAACGAGAGGAAUUUUCUUCGCCAUGUUCGGCCCGCUACGUGCUGUGCUCGGCGGUCGCGCUUUUGCUUUUGAUCCGCAGAUUUUGACCUCGUAGUAGUAUCAGUUUAGGCCCAGGUGUUGUGUGUUAAUUUGACACCGAUUAAUUUCACCUUCAUGUGAAGUGCGCGACCCGCUGCUCGUCCGGACGCCUGGGUUCAACUCCGACGUGAAUCCGAUGAGACCAGAAGCCCAUCGAUGUCCGAGGCACUGCAGUGUUGGCCGGGGUUGAUGCCCCUGCAGGGCACGGGUGCUCGUGGGGGCUAAAGGGGCCCCGAGCAAGCAGCAUGGCCCAGUGGCCCCCCCGAUGGCGGCAGACGGCCCCCCCCAGUUGAGAGCGGCAUCCCUGCCCCCUUGCCCCCUCGAGGAGGGAACCCCCGGCGCCACGGAGGAGGACGCUGCCGUCUGGCCACAGCAGCAGCACCGCAGCAGUCAUGCAGCAGCAGCAGCAGCAGCAGCAGCUGGCCACACCAACAUCACCACCACUGGUUCAACACAUGAACCGGCACCUGAGCUGCUGCAGUGCUCCAAGGAUGAAACGGGCGCGAGCUUUUGCAGCAGUGCUGCCACAGUGGAAGCAGGCACACAGGGCAGUGGGAAACCUGGUUGUAUGCCCACUGCUGUACAUGUGCCCCCCGGCUGGCGGCGGUGUCUCGUCGAAGGCAAGAUUGUUUACUACAGCCCAAGCAACCACCAGCUGCGGAGCCUGGACGAGGUGGCCAGGUACCUGCAGACCGAUGGUGUCUGCAAAUGUGGCCUGGACUGCCCUCUCAGCCUUGAGAAGACAUUUAGCUUUGAUGCGGCAGCCGUCUCCCAGCCCUGGUCACCCACUGCCAGCAGUAGCAGCAGCAGCAGGUGCAGGGUGCCUCCCCAUGGCGGAGCUGCAUCCGCGGUUGCUGCCCUCACCACCACAACCACAGCCACCACCACCAGCACCACCACAAGUAGCAGCGCUGCCUGCCCAAGUUUGCCCAGCUCCAGGCCCCCCUUGCCAACGACAGCAGCCACGGUGGCAUCUCCGCUGGCCAGGCCUGCGAGAAAAGAACCCGUCCGCAAGCGGAGCUCUCGUGCAAAACAGCGUGGCCCUUUUGACGGUAUCCUGGUGUCUCAGUUGUUGGCACAGCGUGACCAGAAUGCUCUACGAAAGCAGGCUGUCAGCAGUUCCACCCCUGCAAACACCAACACCCCAGUGCAUUACACUAACUCCAUUGCCGGUGCUGUGCCCUGGCAGGCUACUGGAUACUACCAGCCCCCUCAGGACACUGUGACCAUCCAGUGCAGCAAUACAAAUGUACAGGGAAAUAGCAGCUUCCCUCCGGUGUCUGGUGGGAUGAGGAGAAUAGUGGCCCAGGCCAUCUGUUCACCUGCUCCUUCGCAACUGCAAACAAGUACCGGUACAAAUUACCAGUGUGCAAACUUCUCCUGCUGCCCGACCAAGCCCACUGCUACUCCUUCCCCUUCGGGUCGUUCAAGGGGGCAGAAGAAACUACCCCGUACGAGAAUGCCGAAGCUGAGUGCCAUCAUAUCGAGCCGGGCAGUGUGUCCGAACGUGGACGUUGGCCAGAUGGUGGCAGCUGCUGGCCAUUCUACAACCAACACUUGUCACGGGGUUCGUCAACACAACUGCUCUACCCACGAUGCUUCUUCCCCUGCUUCCACGCCAAAUGCAAUGGCAGGGCCUGCGAUUGGCCAGUGUAACACUGUGCAUGUAGAUAGUACUGGCCAGCUCACCACCUGUAGGACUGCAUCGAAAGAAAUUCCUAUGCAGGUGCCACAGGUGGGAGGGCUGUCGGUCCUGAAUGGAGCCCUGUCCAUUCCUUCACAGUGCAGCACUGCCAUGACAAGUGCACCUUUCGUCUUCACAAGCGCGCCCAGUAGCGGCGUCAUGAAUCAGGGAAGGAGCACCAUCAUGGUGCAGCAGGUCUACAGCCAGAAAGUGGCCAGCUACUCUCCAAACGAGGCUGCUAAGGGCAGCCAAGUGCUUCAACACGUGAGCAGUGUAGUUCUUCCGCCCGGUGCCGGUGGCCUCUCUGCACAACCUCUGAUCAUGGAACCGUCGCCAACGAUAGUCUCCAGCGGGCCUUUCAUCUCCCAGCUCGGCCAAGGGAUCCUGGGCCAGACACAUCCUACUCCCGGUCACUUUUCACCCCAGCAGCAGAGGUUUCCAGAAGUGCCUCGCAGUUGCACGGAAUGCCCGGUGACCUCCGCAACCCUGUGCACAUCUUCACUGUCUGCUCCCCAGGUUCUGCUGAGCAGCAACCCUAGCUCUAGCAUCGUGCUCCCACCCUCAAACCCUCCCCUGUCUGUUCCCAGUGUAUCAACGGUGACAACAUCCGUGGCGCAGAUGAUGCCCACAGUGGUGCAGCUGAUCAACCCGCUACCCCUGAACCCGGUGCAGAACGCACUGCUCAUCCCGCAGCUUCCAACUCUGCGGCUUGACACCUUACCCACGUUCGGAGCUCCUGCCGGGCUCUUCAGUCCUGGUAGCACGUUCCUCUCGCCUUCGCCAAUCCCAGUUCUUGGCUCACCGGUGGGUUCGGACACAUCCCCCAGUUCGUCCCUGCUGGGUCAUGCCACCCUGCAGCCGUCCACCUACGUCGAUUCGGCGGGACAGGUGCGGUCACGCGACACGACGAUGGCUGCGCCUCGGACGUUAAUGACAGCCAGUUUCGCACCUGGCACUGUACACACCCUGUCAGCCACCCCGCAGCCGCCGCAACAACAAUCCUUCUACACAACGGAUGCGGUCGGUGGCAUGAUGCAGACCGGUGCAGUUCAUCACAGUGGGGCUGCUGCUCUGUCUGGUGCUCCGUGCAUGUCCUGUGGACCGGCUCCAGUGACUGAGUCUGUGUGCGACAGUGCCUCCUGUCGUCUGGGCCUGGCCAAUGGGGAUAAUGGUACUUCCAAGGCCAAGUGUGGAGUGGCAGAAGUGGGCCGAGGGCCAGUGAACAUGCUGAGCCUGACGGUUUCGAGUCUACAACAAGCAGGUCUGCCUACAGUGACAGUGUUCCCGGCUGGGCAAGCUCCCAUGGUCCAGUCGGGGCCCCUGCUCAACUAUGGAACCCUGCCCUCUGUGAACCCCCCACAGCUGGUCAUGGGCAUGAUGCCAUCCCUGGGUCUGCUGGGUAUGCCUAUGCACAAUGUUGUCACUGCACAGCCGCAAUCCAUCACUGUGCUGCAGGAACCAUGCCCAACCAUACAACAACCACAGCAGCAGCUUCACUCACAGCCUCAACUACAAACACAGCCUCAACUGCAGCCACAACAUCAGCUGCAACCUCAGCUACAGCUUCAGACUCAGCCACAGCCACAGCCUCAACUCCAGCCUCAGCGCCUUUUGCAGCCACGGCCACAGACACAGCCUAAGCUGCAACCACAGUCGCAUCCACAAGUUGAUUCGCAGUUAACACCACAGCCAUCUCCACCGCUACCGUCGCCACAACAGAUGGUGUCUGACCAGCACAAGCUCGUUACACCUGUGGCACCUAUAGAACCUUUGCUAGAAUCAGUGGUUAUGCAGCAUGGUGGCACAACAAAUCCUGACGACAGCUCAGGGUUAGAGCUUUGUGCUCCAGCAAUGUGUUUCGAGACUGAAAGAGAGCUGUCGGUCGAGGAGUGCAAGACGGGGUUCCUCAGUGACGAAGUGGCAUUUACAGCAGCAACGACAGCAGCAGAGUCCAACCAAUCGACCAGCGAAGAAGAGGCUGAUGAGCAGUUGCCAAGGCCUGGCACUGUGGGCUUUCCAGCGCACAUGAACGCUGUUCCAGCAUAUGAAAGUGAAGAUGUUCCGGUGUCUUCAGAAAAUGACUUUACACACGUGCACAGCGUUGGGGUGCAGAGCAUCUCCGUGGAAGCGGGCGAAGGCAGCCCGUCAGUGUCGUCCACCGUUCCCAUCCACACGGGAUCGACCCAUGAAGUGAGUCGGGCACACUUUGAGUGGACAGCUUAUGGAACUGAACAGGAAGGCCACAUAUCGUCCAGCACAGGGACUGGCGACGACCCUGGCUGUGUUGCUUCUGUGGACUCGAGCCAUACGCAGCUGAGGCAGCAUGAGUGUGCCAGUGAGGAGACCCUGGUGGAAGAAGGACAGCCUUCCCUGGGAGGGACGAGCAGUAGUGGGGAUUCAGGUGUAGAUUCAAGUCAUGAGUUGCAACGGACAAACGUGACCUGUGUGGAGUCGUUAGAGGGUGAUGAUAUCAGUAGUGUUAUGAAGCAAAAGGCCAAGAAGGACCCCAAGCGUAGAAGGCGGGAACUGCUUUUCCUUACCCAGGAUGAGUUUAGAGAUGACUCGGCUGCAGAAGAUGAGCCAGAAUCUCCUCCACUGCCUCCACAACCACGCACAUUUGACAUCGGGGACCUGGUGUGGGGUCAGAGCAAGGGCUUUCCCUCAUGGCCGGGCAAGCUGGUGCGACCAGACCAAGUGCGUGGCCACCACAUCAUCUCUGAGGAUGGCAAGCUCUGGGUGCAGUGGUUUGGUGACCACACCUUCACCCAAGUGGAGCCGGACAAGCUGAAGACCUUGUCUGAGGGGCUUGAGGCCCACCACAGAGCUCGCAAGAAGCACCGAAGGGGUCGCAAGCUGAAUGGCAACCUGGAAAAUGCCAUUCAGGAGGCCAUGAUGGAGCUGGACCGACAGACUGGCACCGUUCUUCCUUGACCAUCGCUCCGCCACUUUUUAUUGCUACUGUCAUCACCUUUUAUCUACUCAAAAUGAGCUAGAAUGCCCAAGCACAAGCUAGGGCAUGUUCAGGGUUAUACAGUGGCACCAAUUAACAUGGUUCCUGACGACUUGUACAUGUUCUUUCCUUGCUUGAAUGAGACUUAAGAGCCACAUUUGUACUUCUCCGUUGACAUGCCUGGUGCUCACAACGCACCUAAAGAUGUCAAAAGGACGUUUGUGGUUGAAUGAAUGCCUAUCCUCUCUGGCUGUAAAUGCUAGCUAUGCAACAGCAAACAGUCUUGUAACUUCUUCGUGCUGCCUGCAACUUGAAUAACCUCAAGAUGUAGCCACAAUGGAAUGGGGGCAUAACUUCGCAGUGCAUUCUGAAAACUGCACCAACAGAACAGAGGUGUAGCAGUAUUAGUAUAAAGAUUAGAGAUGUAAAACUCGAUAAGAUAUUCAAAUCAAGAAAGGGAACGAUUAGGACAGCGAGAAAAAUGGACUUGAGAAGUGAUCAAAAGAAAGUUGAAACUCGUGCUGUUCUCGCUGUAGCAUUUGCAUGCGACGUGCUGAUUGGUGCCACUGUUUAAUCGGGAGGCAUGUUCUCUGGCCUCGGCUUGCAGCAUUUUGGAGCUCAUGUCGAGUGUGAUGGUUCACGCACAUACCAGUGCAGCUUCAUUUCCUGCACAUGUCAUCGCUUCUUGUUUUAGAUGCUUAGCUCCGAGCCAUUCAUUGUUUUUCUCCAACCAGUUUAACCCUUGGCAACUGUAUUUGUUGUUUGCCUCGAGGAGUAUUCGUUAAUGUCUUGGGAGAGGAAUUGCAAUUCUUUGAGGCUGAUUGAUUUAUUUUCAACCCUUUGUUGUUUCUCCAUGUGCAGAGUUGCGCAGCAUUAAUGAAGCGCGGGUAGGUGCUCACUGUUUGUGACAUUAAGUUAUGGCAAAAUGAAUUGAGAUGCUGUCAGUCACGUUAAUUUUAUCGUGCGACAUCCGUGAUAAAUUUGAUUUUUGGACGUCAUGGUGAUUUGGAAAUUAUUAUAAUGAGAGGGAGAGAAAACAAUAUCUUGGAAGUAAGAGUCGUUUUUUUUUUUCCAGGUCAACAGUGUGGAAAAGUGGCUUACAUAAAUUUGCUCGAUUCUGUGCAUUGUCCAAAUACUAAUAGGAAACUUAGAUUUCCUUUGUAGUCAGUGACUGAAAUUGCAUUUUGGUGCCUUAAUGACGCAGAGCAAGGACAAACUGAAAGCACAUGGAUGCUUCAUUUCUAUUGUAGCUUCUUUCUCUAAACGAAUGGAUGGAAAAUCUUUCGCUUUUAUGUAGGUGCAAGAACAAGCACAAUGUCUUUUUGAUGUUGAAGUAUUGUACCGUGACGUCCUGGUGAUGGCUUAUGAGCGCAUAUACCAGACCAUCACACAUUGUUUCAGUACCCUUACUAAGCAUAGAAGUAUGUCUUGAUUUUUCCGAGUGUCCCUGCAAGGAACACAGCAGUGUUUUUCUAUUUAUUUUUAUUAAGUAAGGCUGUGGAGUAGUAGUGAGAUUAGGCAUUGUGACAUGCCAGCCCUGCUUAGUAAUGUCUUAAUUUAUUCGAUUUAUCGCCAUUCUUUUUCUUUUUUAUCGUUUUUCUUUUUCAUUUUAGUCAUUGUUGCAAGCUGCUUCGUUUCAGCUGUAUAUUUGAAUUUUGUUGUAGAAAGAAAAACUCCAGGCUCUCCUCCCCCAAGACAUUAUUGAAGACUUGGCACCCCCCACUCUCCAUCCCAUUCCCUGUUGCUUUCAACGUGUAGACUGUAAAGAAGAGUUUGAGCUUGCUACACAUGUGUACAGUAGAGAUUUGCAGAGAAGUUGAUGAAUAUAGCGGAGGAGUACGAGAAAAAAAAACUAUGAAGAGUGGAGAUCUUUUUAUACAGAUGCUAUAUAAAUAUAAAUAUAUAUAUGUAUACAUAUAAAUAUAUAAAUAUUAUAAAUAUUAUAUAUAUAUUAUAUAUGACAGCGUUGCUGUUGACGUUUGCUGUUCGUCGUUUGUUCGGUCAUUUUUUUCUUUGCGUUUGUUUUUUUCUUUGCAGGAUACCCGAUUCCCCUGUUUCCAUUACCUCCUCCCCCGCGUAACCUCCUGCCUGUUGAGGACAGUUGGUCCUAAAAAGUUGUUUUUUACAUUUCACAUUUUUUCCUGCUGUGAGAUUGAAUGGUGCGUCGAAGGUGGUCGGACUGACGCUGAGUUAUGAAUUUUGCCUGUUUUUUGGGUUCGGAUUUCUUUUGCGUAGAAGUACUAAUCUGUAGGCGUUUGAUUAGCCCACCCCUGUUUGGUUGUUGCUGAGGCAGGCUGAAGCGAGUGACAGAGGAAGGCAGCCAGAAGUUGUACUACAGCUUGACCCAGAGCCAAUAUACGGCUCUGGCUUGACCAUUAUGCAGAUUAUUGAGAUGCAAUUUUUGCAGCAUUUUUAAAUUGCUCUCUGCAUUUGUCCUGGAUCGUAGCAAAUAUCCUCAAUAAUGACACCACUGGCCAUAAAGGUCCUUUCAUUUACUGCUUCAAAGAAAUGUAGCUGUUGAGAAUUAAUGAGCAGUUAUUUCGGGCUCAGUGUUUCCUAAUAACAGCCAUAAGCAAUGUGGGAGAAAACCUUAAAAUUGUGCACAGUCAGUAAUCGCUCAUAAUAUAGGCAUUCGAACCUGAUGUUUCCGAAUAGCUUUUGCAUUUGAACAUUUUGCAUGAUAGAGCACUUGUAUGCUUGGCAUAGAUGUUAAAUUCCUGUGACCUGUGAGACAAAAAUUCAGCUGUUUCUUACCAGAUAUAUUAUUCAUUAUGUCCAAUAUCUGAAGUAAAAGGAUUGCAGUAUGUUGGAAGAAGCUAGAUUGUCUGAGUGAAGCAUUUUUUGCCGAGGAUACACACCAUCAACAUUCGUUACUCGGUGUUCAGCAGAUGAAAUGCAGAUCCAAUUUAACGUUUCUGCAUCCCUAGUGUGUGAAAUUCUCCUCUUUAAUAUUAGUUGAAACCUUUGCCAUCAUAUUCGGAGAGUUUUUGAGAUUUCAUUUUUAGGCUUUUUUUGUCAUUGCAUUGCAAGUGUUCACUUAAUUAUGCCUGGCUCCGAGGCAAUAAUGCUGAAAAGCUUAUCAUUUUUCCAUGUUGUGGUACUUAAAGAAAGAAGGAAUUGUCUUUUCUUCUUUAAGUUUAUUUUAAAAUGAGAAUCGUUUGUGAAUGAUUUGUGUCAGAAGUAGUCUUCUUAGUAUAUACCAGUGGUACAAUUAAGUUUUGACAGAAUGCUGCUGUGGCAAUAUAAUCCACAUAGUAUGCUGCACAGGGAUUAGGCCUAGCACAACACCACUGCAAGCAAAAGCUUAAGUCUCGCUGCUUCUUGCAGAUGUGUCGAAGGCUAAAGUCACUUUACGGUCAGUAUUUGCUACGUUACUUGGAUGCACGUCGCGGAGCACAUGUUUUGCUGACAUUACAUGUUGGUACACAUGAGUGGCAGCCCCACUGAACAUGUUAAAUUUCCAACACAUUUUCAUCAUUGUGUUGCCCAGUAUUGGUGCUUCCAUUUUACAUUAUAUGGUGAACAUGCUGUAAUUUCUUCUGAAAUGUGUUGAAUGCUGUUACCGGUGAAAGAUAUGCUCCAUAGUACAUGUUACAGUUUGAAAAUAGCACUGUUUUCACAGCAUAAAAUGGACAUACUCAUACUCGGACUGCAACACAGAAAAAGCGCUGGAAAGGCUUUCUUUGGGGUUGCCGCUUAAUAAGAACUUGAAUCUCAUUCUCACAAAGCUUCUGUAUCACUUAAGCUUUGUUGAAAAUUACUUUGUGGUGCUUUGAAUAUAUCAGUGAUACUACAUUUUCACGUCAUAUCUUCUUUACCUUCUUUUGUCAUUAAAGUCACCAUUAUUAAUCAGAGCAGCAAAUAUCAUAUGUAGUGGUGUGCCUGAAAUGCCUUGAGUCCUAAGAUUUUGGCAUUGAUUCAUGGUGGCACAGAGCAAAAACUGUACCAUUUCUUGUAGGGCGAAGAUAAUAUCAGUUAACAGCAGACUGCACUACCCGAUCACCUCCACAUGGGGUCAUGCUAGGUCAUAUUAUUCCUCACCUUGAAAUAAUUAUACAACUGGGAUGUUAUCAGCAGGCUCUUCAGUUGAACCAGCUAAUUCCACAACCUUAGGAAAGAAUUGUGAAAAUGAUCCUUAAAAUGUGCUAAUAUCUCAGUGCCUCUUCUCUGAGCUGAGAUCAUACAAGUUUUCAGAAAGUUCGAGUGCAGCUGGUAGGUGAUAUGCUGAUGAUAUUUUUUUUCAGAGGUGCAUGUCUGCAGUAUUUUUUAAACAGGUUCUAUCGAGUGAUGAUCAUAGGCGCUGCGAGAGUCAGAAAUGCGAAAAGUUGCUGUCAUCUUGCGUUAUUUUUUUGUCAUAAUUUUCUUUCCCCAUGUCUGCUUUACCAGUGCUGUCCCGAGUGCCAUGAUUUGUCUAUUGUAAUCAAGUCCCGACAGUGCUGUGUUUUUAGUCAAUCUGUUCUUCACCAAAGCAGGUGGCCACCUUCUGUGCUGCUUUCUUCACUGGCUUUUAAAAACUCGACGUCAGAACUGAUGCAGAACCUGUGAGAUAGCAUGCAUGCUGAUGGAAGAUGCUGCACAAGUAGUCGUGUAUUUUACUUUUCUGUGUCUUUCUUUUAACCGAGGGAUGGGUUGGCUGGAAGAUGGUUGUUGAGCCUUCUGGCAUGUCGUUUUGUGUUCGUAGCCGUUUGUAACUGCUGUUUUUUCAUAUGUGGAUCCCACACAAGGACUGCGACUGAACUGCACAAUAGGGCUUCCCAGCUCUGCACAUGCCGCUGUGUGCGCACACCGUGCACACGUUUUAAAAAAGGAUUUUGUUCCUUUAAUUUACUGUCUUUUUUUUCUAUUCUGUUCUUUCUCUAGCAGGAAUGUUGGAAGUGAGAUGCUAUUUUGUUUUACACAGUACAACAAUAAAAAGAGACGGAAAGCGAA